UUUACUCCCGAAGAGAAGAUCACGAGAAGAUCACGUACGUCCGUUUCAUAGAAAUGAAGUUUUCUUUUCUUUGCUCAUCAAAGUGCUUCUUCUCUUCAUCAGCAAUCAACGAUGAAGAAGCCUUCCGAGGUGUACAAAUUCUUCAAAAUGUGAAUGCAUUUUCAUACAAUGAGCUCAAAUCAGCCACUAAUGGCUUCCGUUCAUCCAAUAAGAUCGGUGAAGGCGGAUUUGGAUCCGUUUACAAAGGAAGACUUCAAGAUGGUAGAAUAGUAGCUGUUAAAGUUCUUUCGGCUGAUUCAAAACAAGGAGACAAGGAGUUCAUGACUGAAAUUGCAUCGUUGUCCAAUAUUAGCCAUGAAAAUCUUGUUAAGCUCCACGGCGGUUGCGUUGACGGUCCAUUUCGAAUUCUUGUCUAUGAAUACAUGAAAAAUAACAACCUCUCUCGUCUUAUGCUAGGCCUACUUGGUUGGGAAGCAAGGAGGAAAAUUUGUUUAGGAAUUGCUCGUGGUCUUGUCUAUAUUCACGAGGAGGUCCAACCACACAUUGUGCAUCGAGAUAUUAAAGCUAGCAAUAUAGUUUUGGAUGAGAAUUUUAAUCCCAAAAUUUCAGAUUUUGGCCUCUCUAAGUUGUUUCCCGACAAUAUCUCUCACAUCACUACUAAAGUUGCCGGGACACUAGGCUAUCUUUCUCCUGAGUAUGCCAUUAGCGGGCGCCUAACCCGAAAAUCAGAUGUGUAUAGUUUCGGAGUUCUGCUUUUGGAAAUAGUGAGUGGAAGAUCAGCUGUUGAUUUCGACCUACAACUAGGAGAACACUACCUUGUUGAGAAGGCAUGGGAAAUGUACAAAAGUGACAAGCUUAUAGAUCUAGUAGACAGUAACAUUACUAAUACCAUUUAUAGCGCAAACUUCUCGUCAGAUCUAGAUGGCGAAGAAGAAAAAGAUCACCAAGAUCAAGAAGAAGACCAAGAAGAAGAAGAAGAAGAAGAAGCAGUUCAUUUCCUAAAAGUUGGUCUUCUCUGCGUGCAAGAGAAUUCUAGGCUCCGGCCCACUAUGUCAAUGGCCAUAAGAAUGAUGAAAAACGACAUCAAAAUUGAUGAUGUGCAAAUCACUGGACCAGGGCUUAUAAACAAUAUAAUGGACGUUAAAAUUGGCAAAAGACCAACUUCCAUGCAAGUAGGCACUUCAUGCAUGCAAAGCCCACAAUCUAAUAAUUACCAUUUCCGAUGAUCCACUACAUCAUAAAUCGUAACUUCUUUGUGGUGAACUAGUUGUCAAAAUCUUUCCUUUCUUUCUUUCUUUUUUUUCCCCCCCUUUUAAUUUACUAGAAAAGAAAACAGUUAUGCUUCUAAUUAUUACUUAGAUACAGAUUAUCAAUUAACGG
Molecule: messenger RNA, 1380 nt
Organism: Morus notabilis
Lineage: Eukaryota; Viridiplantae; Streptophyta; Magnoliopsida; Rosales; Moraceae
Product: putative serine/threonine-protein kinase
Exons: 6
Coding region: 54-1226 (390 amino acids)
Biological process (GO): protein phosphorylation
Molecular function (GO): ATP binding; protein kinase activity
Source: RefSeq, a predicted model, not a curated record